This is a messenger RNA of Diaporthe amygdali, 1761 nucleotides long. RefSeq names its product xylulose kinase. The record is from RefSeq and is a predicted model, not a curated record. Gene Ontology annotation, cellular component: cytosol. Gene Ontology annotation, biological process: D-xylose metabolic process; xylulose metabolic process. The coding region runs from base 1 to 1761 and encodes 586 amino acids. The transcript is spliced from 3 exons. Gene Ontology annotation, molecular function: D-xylulokinase activity. NCBI's taxonomy places the organism in Eukaryota, Fungi, Ascomycota, Sordariomycetes, Diaporthales, Diaporthaceae.
AUGAGUGAAGGACCCUUAUACCUGGGUUUCGACCUCUCGACCCAGCAGCUCAAAGCCAUCGUGAUCCAAUCAGACCUGCACGUCCUCGCCGAGGCAAAAGUCGACUUUGACGCAGACUUUGGCAAGCAAUAUGGCCUUAAGAAGGGCGUCCUAGUCAAUGACGACGAGGGCGAGGUGUUCGCGCCCGUGGCCAUGUGGCUCGAGGCCAUCGACCUGGUGCUCAGCCGGCUGAGGGACAACAAGGCGCCGCUGCACCGCAUCAGGGGCGUCAGCGGCGCUUGCCAGCAGCACGGCAGCGUCUACUGGAACCACGACGCCGAGAAGCUGCUGGGCGCCAUGGACGGCCGCGGCGCCGAGUCCCUCAAGGACCUCCUCGCCGGCUCCCUGAGCCACCCCUUCGCGCCCAACUGGCAGGACCACAGCACCCAGGCGCAGUGCGACGAGUUCGAUGCCGCCCUGGGCGAGAAGACGAGGCUGGCUGACGUCACCGGGAGCUCAGCGCAUCAUCGAUUCACAGGCCCCCAGAUCAUGCGGCUGCGCAAGAAGCUGCCCGAAAUGUACGCCAACACGGCGCGCAUCUCGCUCGUCUCGUCGUGGCUCGCAUCCAUCAUGCUGGGCGCCAUCGCACCGCUGGACAUCGGCGACGUGGGCGGCAUGAACCUGUGGGACAUCCGGGCCAGCAAGUGGGACGAGAAGCUGCUGCUGCUGACGGCGGGCGAGCAGGCCGGGGUGGAGGCGCUGCGGUCCAAGCUGGGCGAGCCGCAGCAGGACGGCGGCGGGAGCAUGGGGCCCGUGUCGGCCUACUUUGUGCACAAGUACGGCUUCAGCCCGGAGUGCCAGGUCGUGCCCUUCACGGGCGACAACCAGGGCACCAUCCUCGCGCUGCCGCUGCGCCCGCUCGACGCCAUCGUCAGCCUGGGCACCUCCAGCACCUUCCUCAUGAUCACCCCCAAGUACAAGCCCGACCCGUCGUACCACUUCAUGAGCCACCCCUGCACGCCCGACCAGUACAUGUUCAUGCUGUGCUACAAGAACGGCGGGCUCGCGCGCGAGCGCGUGCGCGACUCCCUGCCGCCCGUCGCCGCGGGCGAGGCCGACAAGUGGGCCAACUUCAACAAGACGGUCCUGUCGACGCCGCCCCUGGACGUGCGCGACGCGGCCGCCGACCGCGCCAAGCUGGGCCUGUACUUCUACCUGCCGGAGAUCGUGCCCAACAUCAAGGCCGGCACGUGGCGGUACACGUGCAGCGCCGCGGACGGCAGCGACCUUCGCGAGGCGGCCGAGGGCGCGGGCGGCGGCGGCGGCGGCAAGUGGGCCGCGGACAAGGACGCGCGGGCGAUCGUCGAGUCGCAGGCGCUGUCGAUGCGGCUGCGGUCGCAGAACCUGGUGCACGCGCCGGACCCGGCCCGGCACCCGGAGCUCCCCGCGCAGCCGCGCCGCAUCUACCUGGUGGGCGGCGGCAGCCUGAACCCGGCGAUCGCGCGCGUGAUGGGCGACGUGCUGGGGUCCGCCGAGGGCGUGUACAAGCUGGACGUCGGCGGCAACGCGUGCGCGCUCGGCGGCGCGUACAAGGCGCUGUGGGCGCUCGAGAGGGCCGGCGGCGAGACGUUUGACGAGCUCAUCGGGAAGCGGUGGAAGGAGGAGGGCGCCGUCGAGAAGGUCGGCGACGGCUACAGGAAGGGCGUGUUUGAGCAGUACGGCAGCGUGCUGGGGGCCUUUGAUGAGAUGGAAAAGAAGAUUCUGCAGGUUGCUCAUAACUAG